AUGACCUGCCACCUGUCACCUACCAACUAUCAACAAUCACCUGCUGCCUGCCGCCUGCCACCUACCACUUGCCACCUAUCACCUACCACCUAUCACCUGCCACCUAUCACCUACCACCUGCCACCUAUCACCAAUCACCUGCUGCCUGCCACCUGCUGCCUAUCACCAAUCACCUGCUGCCUAUCACCUGCCACCUAUCACCAAUCCCUGCUGUCUAUCACCUACCACCAAUCACCUGCCACCUAUCACCAAUCCCCUGCUGCCUAUCACCUACCACCUAUCACCAAUCACCUGCCACCUAUCACCUACCACCUAUCACCAAUCACCUGCUGCCUAUCACCUACCACCUAUCACCAAUCACCUGCCACCUAUCACCAAUCCCUGCUGUCUAUCACCUACCACCAAUCACCUGCCACCUAUCACCAAUCCCCUGCUGCCUAUCACCUACCACCUGCCACCUAUCACCAAUCACCUGCCGCCUACCACCUGCCCCCUACCACCUAUCACCAAUCACCUGCUGCCUGCCACCUGCUGCCUAUCACCAAUCACCUGCUGCCUAUCACCUGCCACCUAUCACCAAUCCCUGCUGUCUAUCACCUACCACCAAUCACCUGCCACCUAUCACCAAUCCCCUGCUGCCUAUCACCUACCACCUAUCACCAAUCACCUGCCACCUAUCACCUACCACCUAUCACCAAUCACCUGCUGCCUAUCACCUACCACCUAUCACCAAUCACCUGCCACCUAUCACCAAUCCCUGCUGUCUAUCACCUACCACCAAUCACCUGCCACCUAUCACCAAUCCCCUGCUGCCUAUCACCUACCACCUAUCACCAAUCACCUGCCACCUAUCACCUACCACCUAUCACCAAUCACCUGCUGCCUAUCACCUACCACCUAUCACCAAUCACCUGCCACCUAUCACCAAUCACCUGCUGCCUAUCACCUACCACCUAUCACCAAUCACCUGCCACCUAUCACCUACCACCUGCCACCUACCACCUAUCACCAAUCACCUGCCACCUAUCACCAAUCACCUGCCACCUACCACCUACCACCUAUCACCUGCCACCUAUCACCUAUCACCAAUCACCAAUCACCUGCCACCUACCACCUAUCACCAAUCACCUGCCACCUAUUACAACACUGUCUAGGAAACACAGUGUUCUCCUGUUUUUGGAGAGAGGAGGAACACAACACUCUCUUGAUUCUCUCUGUUCCUCUGGAGGCCGACUGGUAAUCUGCACAGCUGUUGGCUAA
Oncorhynchus mykiss (rainbow trout) is the source of this 1260-nucleotide messenger RNA. Lineage: Eukaryota; Metazoa; Chordata; Actinopteri; Salmoniformes; Salmonidae. The record is from RefSeq and is a predicted model, not a curated record.